This is a messenger RNA of Malassezia vespertilionis, 447 nucleotides long. RefSeq lists its product as uncharacterized. The record is from RefSeq and is a predicted model, not a curated record. The coding region runs from base 1 to 447 and encodes 148 amino acids. Lineage: Eukaryota; Fungi; Basidiomycota; Malasseziomycetes; Malasseziales; Malasseziaceae. The transcript has a single exon.
AUGGAAGAGCCGUUCCUUGAGAAACGCGCGGCUUGGGAGUUGGGAUAUAGCACGGACCGUGCAUUGCCCUCCUUACCAUUUCCGGUCAUGACAUCCGUCUCCAGGAGCACGUACAGGAAUUUGAGUUCGCUUAACACGGCUCCUUUCCAGGGUUACAGCGAUGAUUUCGCACCGCCAGUACCUGACAAGUCGGACGUAUCUGACAUGGUACGCGAUCAAGUGCUCAAGUCGCGUGCAUCAAUGCGCCACAUUAGCACACCGACCAUGAGCUUUUCACUUGACAGCAACCUUUCUUCUUUGGGUGCUUGCGGCAUUCGAGAAAGCAACUUGGCACGUCCCUGCAUCACACAUGGGGCCUCGGGCUGGGGAAUUUUCCCCUCGCAUGUAACCGAAGAGGAAGAGGAUGUGUCUUUUCAUGGAUCGCAACAGCCUAUGAAUGUUGUAUAG